This is a messenger RNA of Helobdella robusta, 2195 nucleotides long. RefSeq lists its product as hypothetical. NCBI's taxonomy places the organism in Eukaryota, Metazoa, Annelida, Clitellata, Rhynchobdellida, Glossiphoniidae. The record is from RefSeq and is a predicted model, not a curated record. The coding region runs from base 1 to 1803 and encodes 600 amino acids. The transcript has 7 exons.
AUGAAACUACAUCCACGGACGUUUGGCAAUGUAUUUGCAUCAUACACCGGACCAGACUGUGGACUGGAUUUCGUGCACAAACUAGAAUCUCCGCAAAAUCACACCAAACCCAAAGGCUUGCCAGCAGGUUGCACCAAAUGGACAGUGAAGAACAGGAAGGCAUAUGGGAUUUCAAUGUCUUUGUACGACCAACACCCAAUCAAUGGCAAAAUAUCUGGUGAUCCUAUAGCGGAUGCCUUUGGAUUAUGCGCCCGAAAAAAUGGAUCAAUAAUGAUAGUUGCCGAUGGUGUCAACUGGGGAGAGAAAUCCAAAAUUGCUGCCAGGUGUGCUGUUUAUGGAGCCAUGAAGUAUAUUAACGAACAGAUUUUUGGGGUAAAAGUUAAUUCAGAUUUAGAUGAAAGUGGCAGAGGUGAAAAUAAUGAAAAUGAAAUUAUAAAUGAUGUGACUGAGCAGUGGGAUGGUGAUAACGUGAGAAUGAAAGCAUCGUUUGAAAAUACUAAGGAUGUAUUUGAUUUGUUAUUGAAGUCGUUGGAAGAGGCCCACCAGAUGAUAAUCAAACACCAAGGUGGGCUCACAACGUUAUGCGUUUGUUUCGUCUGCCCCAUCCAACAACCAACUCUUCAACGCAUACAACCUUCACAUUUGCUACCAGCUUCACAAUCGCCAUUAACACCCCCAUCUCCAAAAAUUCUCGCAUCUCCAGAAUCAUCAUCAUCACCGUCGCCUAAUAGUGAGGAUGAGAAAUUACUGCCUGAUUUAAUAGCAACAUCGUUAUCGGGAUUGUCCUCGCCAUCAUCAUCAUUACCACAAAUUCCAUCUCCAUCAUUAUCAUCACCACCUUCCUUGGCAACCAAUCUACCACUACAAAUGCUCGCAACGACACCACCAGCAUCAGCGCCUAAAAAAUUUAUGGCAUGCGUCGUUAACGUUGGAGACAGCUUAGCUUUUGUGUUUAGUCGUCGGCAUGGUGUCCGUGAGGUUACGACAGGUUCGCAUGACGUCACGUGCGAGAGGGAUAUUCGCGAUGCUGGUGGAGCCUUGGGGCCUGUUUCGGUUGACGGCCAGCCCGAGUUGAACAAUUUGACGUGCUCGAUGACGUGCGUGGAGGCUGGGGAUGUUGUCUUCCUCGCCACGGAUGGCAUCACUGAUAAUUUUGAUCCCGUGGUCACUAAGAUAGCAGUAGCCAAGAAAUCCUCCACAACACAGUCGCCUACCGACCUGAUGAUGACAAAAAGCACAACUGACGCUAAUGACGUCACCAACGUCGAUGACGAAAACGAUGAUGACAAAACUUUAAAGGAGCCAACAACACUGCAGCCAGCUGAUCAUGACUCGAGCACAACUCAAAGAGCUGAAAAUCUCUCAAAACCGACCAACUUCACAAACAUUCAAAAUUCCCUAAUUGAGGAUGUAGAAAUGGUGGAGCCCAAAUUAGGACUGGAGGAUGGCAAGCCAAUCAUGCUGCCUUUCGAAAGACAUAGAUAUGCAAUAAAAGAGAUGGAGAGAGUUUUACACGAAUUUGAAUUAUUCACCGAAUGCCCGUGUUCUGCACAAGAGCUCUGUGGUGCAUUGCUACAACAUGUCCUCAAACUGACUGAUGCCAAGAGAAAAGUUCUGGAAAACCCGGAUCUGUAUGGGAAGAAAAAGAAACUGAAACCAGAAGAAAAACAGAAUCGGGAUUUUCAGAUCACCUGCAAACUGGCUCAGUCACCAGGAAAGCUGGAUCACGCAACUGUUAUUGGCUAUGAGGUCGGCUGCUUUCGUGGGGAUGAAGAUGAGGAUUAUUGUUACGAUGCACAAUAAUUAUAAUAAUUAUUAUUAUAAUUUAUUAUUAAUAAAAUUAUUCUUAUUACCUUCAUGUGUUAUCAUACAAUGUGUCUGUCAUCGUUGUCUCAGUUAAAUUUAUUGAAUUCUCCAGCUUGAAAAUACUGUGUUUACUUUUCUUUUAAUUUGUAACAAAAUCUUUAUAAUCAUCUUCGUCAUCAUCUUCGUCAUCUUGGUUAUCGUCGUCAUUGUUCCUCCUACUUAACCUUAUUGCCAACAUGAUUGUUUUCCAAGAGCGUUUAUUUAUUUCACGAUAUUUGAUACGUUUUUUGAAUCGUAUAUUUCUCUCUUUAUUCAUUUAUGCCAAUUAAUUUAAACACGAUUUUUCAUCAUUUUUAUGCAAAUUUUUAUAAAUUUGAUCCAAAUUAUCA